Messenger RNA from Ctenopharyngodon idella (grass carp), 3692 nucleotides. RefSeq names its product Rac family small GTPase 3a (gene rac3a). The transcript has 6 exons. The coding region runs from base 1972 to 2541 and encodes 189 amino acids. Gene Ontology annotation, biological process: regulation of cell shape; establishment or maintenance of cell polarity; regulation of actin cytoskeleton organization. The record is from RefSeq and is a predicted model, not a curated record. NCBI's taxonomy places the organism in Eukaryota, Metazoa, Chordata, Actinopteri, Cypriniformes, Xenocyprididae. Gene Ontology annotation, molecular function: GTPase activity; GTP binding; protein kinase binding. Gene Ontology annotation, cellular component: cell cortex; cytoskeleton; cytoplasmic vesicle.
GUUUGUUCGGAGGUUUCUUUUGGAGAAAAGCAAUUGUUGCGAGGAGCUGGGGAUUGUGGGUUGGCUUAGCGGUUGAGUGGAUUCUGCUCAGACAAAAUUGAUAAUUUUAUAAUUAGCCUAUAAAUAUUACUGUGUCAUUUUUCGAGACACCGUAGGUGUUAUCACUAUCGCUUUAAAUGAGAUUGUAAUGAGCACAGGCUCUGUUUGGUGGGUGGCCGUUUUGUUAAAUAUAUAUGCUCAGGCUUCUACAAUUUUGUCGUUUCUGUUUUUCAAUGAAUGUUUUUCCACAUUAAAAUAGUAUGACAAUGUAAACCAUGCUUAAAAUGUAACAAACGGAUAUUAAACGGGUCUCGUGCAGUGUAGAAAUGAUGCGCGUGUACGGUGGAAUCGCUAUGUAAUGAUGUCAUGUUUUUACACCUACAUCACUAAAGCUCCAGUGGAAAUGAUCCACUCCCCUAAAUCACAUACUUACUCGUGAGGCUGAACUUUAUCAUUAACCUUUACAUAAAUAUUUUUUCCUUCCGUUCUUUCUUUUUAAUCAGAGAGCAAAAUAUCAUAAAAUCGCAUUUGUUGAUAAUCCUCACACAAAUAGCUGCAUUGCAAUUGGUAUCUGGUAGAGAUCAAGCGACAUGUUUUUUAACAUUGCCCAUACCAGUUAUUUUUAACAUUCAAGUGUCAUAUAACCACUACGCAACAUCAGUUUUUGCAUAUUGCUUUAUUUUGAAAGAAUAAAGAUAAAAUUGUGAGACUACAACUGUAGAAUGUAACAUGCAUUAUGCAUUUUUAGCUUAAAAUGCUGUCAAGCAUUUCUGUAACAAUUCAUAGAUGUUCUAUAAAAUGAUGAAUAAUUACAAAAUGUUAAAUUAAUUUACCUGCCAUGCUAUUGUUGGGUGAUAUUGUUAUAAAUAGUUAUAUUGAAGAACUGAUAGAAAAGAAAACUGUUUAUUUAUUAUCUCUAGUAUUUGGUGUACUAUGGAUUUAUGUCAUGGUAUUAGUUAAAUGUAUGUGCUUAAGGGGAGACACUACAGGCAAAAACACUGUUUUUUCAGGCACUUGUCAAUUUUGAGAUUUUGCACUUUUUGGCUUUUCAUAAAGUGUUUUUUUCAGAAUGGUGGAAAGAAAACAUCCAAAAUACAUUUUUAAGUGUAUAUCUUAUAGCACUUUAUCUAUUUGCGUCUAUAGAUUUCAAUUACAGUAAAUAUCUUUAAAGGCUGUUUUCUCAAAAUGAGUUUUUUCUCCUGCUCUGAGUCAGAAAUCUCCACUUCAGCAGAACUUAUAUAUAACGUAUAUUUAAGUAUAUAAGGCCUCAUUUGCAUAUUAAAACAUAAAUUUACACGAAACUUGUAAUACAUUUUUUUCUUAUGUUUAUGCCAGUAAUAAACUGGAGAAGUUUCACAGUGAUAUCUUCUAAUUUAAAAAAAAAUCCCUAUUCACCUGUAGUGUCUCGCCUUAAUUCAAAGUUUCUUUUAGACUGCUGAUUAUUAAUAACUGUUUCAUUGAUUCAGCUGAUCAUUUAAGGUUUAGUCCCUGUCGCAUGGUACAUGCUUUCUGUCAUUUGCCAUAUGCAACCACAUUUCACAGCCUACUGAUCAAAGUACAAAUUCAGGGCUUCUCAGCAUACUUGCUAUUUUGGCCUGUUCUCUUCUUUUUCCCCCUCCCUUUUAUUAUCACGUUUCUUCACUGUUUCUUCUCAUUUUUAUCACUUUCCCUUAUUCAUUGUCACCCGCCACUGCAUUUCCUGUCUAUGCUCUAUACUCCUCUUUGUAUGUAAGUGCAUGCAGUGCAGUGUGUGUUUUUCAUGACAAGAAGCUGUCACCCUGUAUUCACUUCUCAUCCGGUGGGGCAGUUCAUUUGAAAACAGCACUGUUAAAGAGCGGCUGCCAGCGUGCCAUCGAGCCCAGGAGUGAUUGUGAUGUCCGGAUGACUAACUAAAGGACUUUUUGCCUUCUUUUUUUCACAGUUGUUUCCUUGAUGUGCCAUAAAUGUGCAGUCCUUGAUGCCGUGGGUAAGACAUGUCUGCUCAUCAGCUACACCACUAAUGCCUUCCCGGGAGAGUAUAUUCCCACAGUGUUUGACAACUACUCUGCCAAUGUUAUGGUGGAUGGGAAACCUGUCAACUUAGGCCUUUGGGAUACAGCAGGACAGGAGGACUAUGAUCGCCUUAGACCACUCUCAUACCCUCAAACGGAUGUGUUUUUAAUUUGCUUCUCACUGGUGAGCCCUGCUUCCUUUGAGAAUGUAAGAGCAAAGUGGUACCCUGAGGUUCGCCAUCACUGUCCAAACACCCCCAUCAUACUUGUGGGUACUAAACUUGAUCUGCGGGAUGACAAAGACACGAUUGAACGUCUACGGGAUAAGAAGCUAGCUCCAAUCACUUACCCGCAAGGACUUGCCAUGGCUAGAGAAAUUGGUGCUGUGAAGUAUCUGGAGUGCUCUGCUCUUACUCAGAGGGGUUUAAAAACCGUGUUUGAUGAGGCCAUCCGUGCUGUUUUGUGCCCUCCACCUGUAAAGAAGAGGGGCAAGAAAUGUACUGUAUUUUGAGAAACACCACAACUAAUUCCUUCAUUGAUAUGCCAUGUAAACAGCAGGUUCUUCCUCUUCUACUCUGCUGUUAUGAACAGAUAAAUCCAACUUGUGAGGUGAUGAACUGCAGAGACCUAUAUGUCCAUGGUAUCUAUAUCUGAUGUAACAGAUAUAUCAACAAAAAUAUGCCAAAUUUGCUUUGUUAUUAUUAAACUUUGCCUUAAAUUGUUGGUUUAAUAUGGAAAUAUGGUGGAAGAGAAUGAUAUAAGGCCAUGGCAUGUCUAUCAAAAUGAGUAAUUAGUUACUGAAGAACAAGCAUAGCUAACUGUAAAGUUUUGCCCUGUUGCAACAAAUGUUACUUUUUUCAGAGCUUUUCGUGUGGAAAUUGUGGCUAUUCAUAUUUUAUCUGCAGGUACUUUUCCAUUUUGGGAUCUGUGAAUGUGUCAGAAGAUAUUGUGAAUAGCUUUUGCGACUUAAAUGUGUGGCCAUAGUCAGUGCUCUCACUUGAGGGGUGACGGUAAAUACGUUUUUUUUUUUUUUUUUUUAAGUAUUUUACUUUCAGCUUUCAUUGCCUGUUAAACAUUUCAUACUGUACCUGUGUUUUACUGUGAAUGUACUGUAUGUGAUGAUUUGUUAAACAAUGACAGAAAUAUUACACACUGAAAUGUGUUUGCUUAUAAAAUACUGUUAAUAAAACUAAAACUAUAUAAAAUAAACUGUACUCAUACAAUUGGCUGUAAUGUUUACUGGACUACACAUUGCAACUUGCAAAAUCAUUUUGUAUAGGCUGUACGUCUUGUUUAAAAGUCAUUGUUUUGUCUUAUAUUUUUGCUAAACAUUUUCCUAUACAUGCUGAUGUUUGAAACACAAUGAAAUGUGCCAUUUCUGAUUUUUGUGCAGGGCUAACAUGUCAAAUUGUUGUAAGUGUUCAGAUAUUUCUUUGAAAUGUUCUUUUACCUCUAAAUGAUUAAUAUUUUAAUUUUGAGAUAAAAAUGUGUCUGUGUGUGCCAUUUGAGCAUUUAUGUUUUGUUAGUAUACAUUAGCAUUUGGCAUUUUUGUUUUUAUUGAACUAAUGACUGAAAAUUAAACCACUGGCACAUACAUCAUUUCAGUCCCCUUUCAGUUCUUGUAAAAUAAACCAGUAUGAGUGUGACAUCAUUUUGAAGGUA